AUGACCCCUCUCGUAAACUUCCUCAGCUCGGGUGCCCUCCCUGAGAACAAAACCGAGGCUCGCCGGAUCCAGUUCAGAACUGCCAAGUACGCCUACGCCGGGGGAACCCUCUACAGGAGGUCAUACCUAUCCCCCUGGCUAAAGUGCGUGACUCCCGAGGAGGGCGAUUAUGUCCUCUGCGAAAUCCAUGAAGGAUUAUGCACGGCGCAUGUCGAGUCCCGGGUACUAGCCAAAAAAUGCCUUCUCCUGGGCUACUAUUGGCCUUCGGUUUUCCAAGAUGCGGCUGCUUUGGUUCAAAAAUGCCGAGCAUGUCAGGUGCAUGCCUCGCUGCGCCACCAACCCACCCGGGAGAUGGUCCCCAUCCACAGUCCCUGGCCUUUCGCCCAGUGA
This is a messenger RNA of Coffea arabica (coffee), 390 nucleotides long. The record is from RefSeq and is a predicted model, not a curated record. Lineage: Eukaryota; Viridiplantae; Streptophyta; Magnoliopsida; Gentianales; Rubiaceae.